GCGGAGAUUAAAGAACUUAAAGAACAGGGUAAAAAAGAAGCCCAAGCGCAAUCACAAGCGCCAACGUCACUUGCGGAGAAAUAUGUGGCGGUGCUGUGGCGGUUGCUGCCGCAACAAAACAUAAACAUCUCCAAUGUCUUCGAACAACUUCUAACGUCUAUACUGCCCACCAUGUUGCUCGACGAGGACCCUGCGACGCUCAUCCACCACACUAUUGGCAAUUUCAACAUCCAUCCGGAUAAACAGGCCGUCACGCGCAUUAAUGACUCGCUCGCCACACUCCAACAAUCGCGCGACCUACGCAUUCGCGAAGCAGAGUCCUCUCUGCGAAAACUAUCACGCAAUCUACACUCCCUGACCACACACCAUGAAGAGGCCGUUGCCGUCCAUGACUCGGGUAAACACGCUGCCGAGAUCGUCGAGCUUGACACAAAGAAGUUCCGGAUUGCAAAGGCUGCCUCAGAGCUAGAAAUCGAGAGCGAGCGCCUUGAAAGUGAACUCGAAAUGCUCAAGGAGAGAUUGGCAGACCUAGAGGCGCAAGGUCUGGAGGGUGAUGAGGCUACACGCCGGGAACGUGAAAUGGAUGAUGCGACGAUUCUACGACUAAAGAUCUUCCGUUCGCUCGGUAUCGAUAUUGAGCCUGACGAGGCGGGCAAUUUCAACCGCGCCGUGAUUCGCAAUAGUCGCAAGGGCGAUGUACAUGUCGUUAACAUCGACCCGAAGUUCUCGAGAUUCUUCUACUCGAACUAUUUCUGGCAGACAGUGCAAGGAUAA
Messenger RNA from Penicillium pulvis, 774 nucleotides. Its product is annotated as kinetochore Spc24 family protein. The record is from RefSeq and is a predicted model, not a curated record. Lineage: Eukaryota; Fungi; Ascomycota; Eurotiomycetes; Eurotiales; Aspergillaceae. The transcript has 3 exons. The annotation marks the transcript as partial.